UACAUUGCUUUUUUUUCAAUAAUUCCUAACAUUGGUGCGAGAAAGGGGAAUAAACUAACAGAAAAUUAAUUACAGUUCGAAUCAGGUUUGUACAAAACAACAAACAUAAUCUCUCCGCUUAAAACGUAUUUUUAAUCAGUAUCUUUUGCACUCUUGUUCAACUCAGACCUUGAUUAACAUGUUGUUCAAAAUAUUCAUCAUAUUUUCCUUAUGUGUCUCACUAUGUGUCUGUGCCGUUGAAUAUAGUGAUCGCGGACGGAACUUCAGUUUAGAACUAAUAUACUUCACCGGUCAGGAAAAUCAAAACCAUUUUGUUGUAUCACCAUUCUCGGUUUGGACUCUGCUAACUGGUUUAGCAUACGGUACUAUCGGAGACACAUAUCGUGAGUUAAGAUUUGCCUUGAUCCUCCCACUCAAAAUGUCUAGGACGGCAGAACAGUACCCUGAAUUUAUGAAAGCCGUAUUUGAUAUUCCAAAACCAGAAAUCUCGGUAAGCACCAACAGUUACAUUUUUUAUGAUAAUGUUGUGCCAGUUGAAAGAGAUUUCAUGGGUAGGCUCGAAAGAGACUUCAAAACUGUUGUUAAUCAGAUCUCGCCAGAUAAUUGGACAGCUACAGAUGUUAUUGUUAAUGAUAUAAAAAAAUCUCAUACACACGCUGUUAAUGUGAUAAACUUAAGCAAUCUUCAAGGUGCUGUUACAAUGAGAGCUAUCAACUUUAUAUCAUUUGAAGGCCUAUGGGGUGUGCCUUUUGAUAAACGAGAUACAGCCGUCAACAAUUUCUAUAACGAUCAGGGGGAAUUAAUAGGAGAAGUCAACAUGAUGCAUCAAAAAGGACCUUUCCAGUUUACUGACAUUAAAGAAUUGGAGGCAGUAUUGAUAGAUUUACCGUUUGCUAACAACGACAAGUAUUCGAUGCUAGUAAUCCUGCCAUAUGAUAAGAGGAAUACGACAGCAGUAUACAGAAAGUUUUUAACUUAUUCUAUACCAGAUAUUUAUAAGAGUUUGAAGGAUGAUUUGGAGGCUUAUGGCGAGGAAGUUGUGGACCUCAAAAUCCCCCGAUUCAGGAUUACUGAUGAAAUAAAAAUGGAGAAACCCUUAAACUCUAUGGGAGUCUACAGUCUGUUUGAAAAAUCUGAUUUUCAUCGUGCAGUGCGUCUACCGGUUCAAAUUUCAGGGUUCACUCAGAGCGUUAACAUAGAAAUCACUGAAUCAGGAAGUGUUUUAGGAGCAACAAAGCCCAAAGUACAGCCUAUUAGGUCUUUGAUAUCAAACAUUGUGGUAGAUCGGCCCUUCAUUUUCUUCAUAUUGGAGAAAUCCACUUUGUCCAUUUUAAUUGGUGGCAUUUAUUCGAAACCUGAAAAAUACUGAUUUAGUAUAUUUAUGUAUUAAUAAAGUUUUAUAUGCAACAUUAA
Plutella xylostella (diamondback moth) is the source of this 1413-nucleotide messenger RNA. RefSeq names its product plasminogen activator inhibitor 1. Gene Ontology annotation, molecular function: serine-type endopeptidase inhibitor activity. Lineage: Eukaryota; Metazoa; Arthropoda; Insecta; Lepidoptera; Plutellidae. The record is from RefSeq and is a predicted model, not a curated record.